GGUGCGCUUUGCGUUGCCAGUAAAGUUGCCUGAUCCGUCAGCAGGCGAACCCUGCGCCACUAACAUCCACCCGAACCAGAGGAGAAGCAGAGGAGGGAAAAUGCAUGAUAAAAGAUGUCACAGCUGAGAUUCCUCUCAGGUGGAUAAACAGAUAGGUACAUGAAACAAACGCGGGCAGGAAGGGUGAGAUGCUGUCAAACCAGGAACCAAACCGGGAAGCGAAAGAGGACAACGCUGUGAGGGCGGAUCUCCUGCGAGACUUCAGACCAUCUCGGCGCUCCGUGAGGGCGAGACGGGGAUAAGGAGAACAAGAACCGGAGAGGAGGGGGAAAAAAUGCUCAAAGUUUGGCCGUGUCGUCUGGAAGUGCGACCCUGCAAAGCGACCGUCCCGCAACAGCUGAAGGAAAUGAGCAUGAAUUGAACGAAGAAUGCAUGUCGUUUGGGAUAUAUCUGUGAUUUUACAAGCAUAUAUCAUCUGCACGUCAUCAGCUCAGCCUAUUACAUCCAAGCUUGAUGAGGGUUGGUGGGCGUAUAAGGACGUUGUCCAGGAGAGCUUUGUUCCAGUCCCAUCCUUCUGGGGUUUGGUGAACUCAGCCUGGAACCUGUGCACCAUAGGGAAGAGACAGUCUCCCAUCGACAUUGAAACCAGUCACUUGAUCUUUGACCCCUACCUGACCCCUCUGCGGCUCAACACGGCUGGACGCAAGAUGGGAGGCACCAUGUACAACACAGGGAAGCAUGUGUCCCUGCGGCCGGACAAAGCCCACCUGGUGAACAUCUCGGGGGGUCCGCUGGGAUACAGCUACCGGCUGGAGGAGGUCCGCCUCCACUUCGGGAGCGAGGACUCCCAGGGAUCAGAGCACCUCCUCAAUGGACAGGGCUUUCCUGGAGAGGUCCAGCUGAUCCAUUACAACCAGGAUCUGUACGCCAACUUCAGCGAGGCAACGAAGAGCCCUCAUGGCAUCGCUGUGGUCUCCAUAUUCAUAAAGCUCUCUGAAAACUCCAACGCCUUCCUCAACCGCAUGCUCAAUAGAGACACAAUCACCAGAAUCAACUACAAACAUGAUGCGUUCCUAUUGAUGGGCCUGAACAUAGCCGACCUUUACCCUGACACCACACGUUACAUCACUUACGAGGGCUCCAUCACCAUCCCGCCCUGCUAUGAGACGUCCACGUGGAUCCUCAUCAACAAGCCCAUCUACGUGACACAGAUGCAGAUGCACUCCCUGCGCCUCCUCAGCCAGAAUGAGCCCUACAAGAUCUUCAUGAGCAUGAGCGACAACACCCGGCCCACCCAGCCUCUGCUGCAGCGCUGCAUCCGAACCAAUAUCAACUUCAGCAAGCAGGGUCGCGACUGCCCCAAUAACCGCGCCCUCCGCCCACAGUACAGAGUGAAUCAGUGGCUCCUGAAGUAGGAGAUAAAAAGAUGUCAAGCUGCAGCGCCGCGAGACGAGAGGCAGGAUGCAUCUGAGUUUAUUUCACACUGUCGAUCCAAGCUGAGCUGAACAAGUGGGAGCUGGACUGAGUGCUGUUGAGCUGAGAGACAACUGACAGACAACUUAACCAAACUGAUCUCAGCUAAAGCUCCACUGGCCAAACUCCAGACAAUCUGCUGUGUUGGCCUCCUACACAUCCACAACCUAAACACAGUUCAUGCAGGCCAGCACAGUGAGGACACAGAUCAGACUUUGAGUCCAAAGUGUGAAAUAGACCAUGAGGACUCUGAUGUGUACAUGGUAUUGUGUUUUUAUUUGUUGUGUGAACUCACAAAGACUGGAGAUGUAAAGACUCUCAAUCAUUUUUGUUGGCUGGUGUUCAGGAGGAUGGAUGUUAUCUAAAGACUACAGUACAUCCUGUUUGUUGGUGUGACCAUCACUUGUCCAUAUUCAAAUCCUUGCUGCAAGUCAAUAAUGAAAAUGAUCAUCCUCUGAUUGGAGGAAUUAUUACAGUUCCACUGAUGGUCUGAAGGCCUGGCAACACACAAACACACAACUGUGUGAUGAUGUGAUGAUAUAAUAUGUGACAUAUGUAGAUCUUAUGGUUCUGGUAUAAAAUCAUUUAUAAGAUCAUUUUCAAAUAGAAUAUAAAAUGUGUGAAUUUCAGAUUACAUAGCUACAGGAAACAGGAAGUAACUGAAACAUUUUUACAGUCCUGAAGAGAUGGAGUCACUGCAAAUCAAGGAGGGAUGAGUCACUCAUUUUGCAUGAUUUUGCAAUAGUUUACUUCUCUCCCCUCUGCAAAUACAAGAGCUAACAGACACAACAAAAAUGCUUAACUAAAAUUGUGAAUGCCUAAUUCUUCAAAGCUAGUGACCAUUCGCUUAACCACUUUCCCAAGAUUAGCUUUUACAAAACCAGAAAAGACAGGCAAAAGUUUCCUGCUCUAACUGAAGCUCCUGGAAAUGUUAGCAUUUCUAGCUAAUUAGCUUAAUUUACUAUAUCUUAUUUACACAGGCAAGAGGCAUGGCAUUGCUAACUUUAUUAUUUUGUAAGGUUAUGGGUCACAUUAGGAAAACACCUUUUUAGAACUGGAACAUCCACCCUGUGGGAACCAAGCGGCAACCUCCAAGGCUGAAAAAUGAAGCCAACAUGGAAGUGCCAAAAAAAGUGCAGUUCCUCCAAUGACCACUUGAGUCCGGCUCCAAAAGCAAAUCAAUCCCCAUAGACUUCCGUUACGUUAAAAUGUCCAACUUUACAGCAGAAAUAAACAUGUUUACAGCCUGGUACAAAAAGCUCCUUGGGUGUCUAUAGCUUAAUUUCCUCCACCAUGACAACUGUACGGGGGUGAAUUAUUAUAUAACUCACCUGUUUAAAUUUAAUUAGAGCUUAAAGUUAUGUAUAAUUGAGAGUGUACUGCUUUGAGUGACAGGUGGGUGAGCUUAUGCUUGCCACAAACAGGCAUGAAUCAAAGUCUCAGUUCCAUUAGCGCCCCACCUUUUCCAUCUUUAGGAGGAGUCAGACAGACACUGCCAAGAUGGCGACAGUGGAGCAGCUCACUCUGAGCUUCAAAACCACUUUUCAGAAACCUGUGGGUGACUGCAUUUGACAGUGUUACAUUUGCCAAACUCAUUGGUUGUCCUCCAUCAUAAAAUAUUAUUCACUUGUAAAAGUGAAGCAUACUCUUUGGAAAUAAAAAAAACAUUAAAGCAUAAAUAUAAUCUCUA
Seriola aureovittata is the source of this 3163-nucleotide messenger RNA. RefSeq names its product carbonic anhydrase-related protein 10-like. The coding region runs from base 429 to 1415 and encodes 328 amino acids. Lineage: Eukaryota; Metazoa; Chordata; Actinopteri; Carangiformes; Carangidae. Gene Ontology annotation, molecular function: zinc ion binding; carbonate dehydratase activity. The transcript is spliced from 9 exons. The record is from RefSeq and is a predicted model, not a curated record.